AUUCAAACUCCAAUUAAAGACAGCUACGAGUUUCUGUAUGUCAAUGUUCCCUCUUUCCUUCUUCUCUCUUUCCACCCUCUCUCUCCCACCCUAUAUAAUCUCUCCCAAAUCUCUCCCACAAAACCCAACCCUUCAUUAUUUCUCCACAUAUAAAUUCAUCUCCCCCACGGCUUAUGUCUCAAAGACCUACCGUCCCCCACUCCUCCUCUAUCUCCUUUAGCCUCCAUUCUCAUCUCUUCAUCUCCAGUGAAAUGAACCCCACCUCCCCUUGGCAAUAACAACACCUAUACAUACAUAUAUACACACAUUCAUUAUUUGAUUCUCGUUUCUCGAAAUCUUGAAUUUUUGAAUUUAUAUAAAUCUUUUUUGAGAAAAAUUUAAGAGAGAUGGGUGUUAAGGGAUUUGUUGAAGGAGGGAUAGCAUCAAUCAUAGCUGGAUGUUCGACCCACCCACUUGAUCUAAUCAAGGUCCGAAUGCAGCUGCAGGGCGAAUCAUCCGGGUCUGUUCAGCCGCUCCGACCCGCUCUGGCUUUCCAGACAUCCUCCACGCGCAUCAACCUCCCUCCCCCGCGCGUGGGACCCAUCGCCGUCGGCGUCAAGAUCAUCCAGCAAGACGGGGUCAAAGCGCUCUUCUCCGGCGUCUCGGCGACCAUGCUCCGGCAGACCCUCUACUCAACAACCCGUAUGGGCUUGUACGACGUCAUGAAGCAAAAAUGGACCGACCCGGAAACCGGCAGCAUGCCGUUAAUGACAAAGAUCGGCGCCGGACUCAUCGCCGGCGGCAUCGGCGCCGCCGUCGGCAACCCCGCCGACGUGGCCAUGGUCCGUAUGCAGGCCGACGGAAGGCUCCCCGCGUCGCAACGACGCAACUACAAGUCCGUCAUCGACGCCAUCACCCAAAUGCGCAAAUCCGAGGGCAUCACUUCCCUGUGGCGCGGCUCAUCCCUUACGGUGAACCGCGCCAUGCUAGUCACCGCAUCACAGCUCGCCUCUUACGAUCAAAUCAAAGAAUCGAUCCUCGAUAACAAUUUAAUGAAAGACGGGCUCGGGACCCACGUGACCGCGAGCUUCGCGGCCGGGUUCGUAGCCUCGGUGGUGACCAAUCCCGUGGACGUGAUCAAGACCCGAGUUAUGAACAUGAAAGUGGAGCCAGGGAAUGCGCCGCCUUAUAGUGGUGCGAUAGAUUGUGCAAUGAAGACCGUCCGAUCAGAGGGCGUGAUGGCUUUGUACAAGGGGUUUAUUCCGACUAUAUCGAGGCAGGGUCCAUUCACUGUGGUGCUCUUUGUCACACUGGAACAAGUCAGGAAAUUGCUUAAAGAUUUUUGAUGGGAAAUUAUUAUUAUUAUUAUUAUUAUUAUUGAAUUAAAGCUACCUAUGAUGAUGAUGAAAGAUGUAGAAGACAUAAAAUAGGCAGUGUUGGGAUUUUAUUGGUGUGAUUUUUGUUUAGGUCAAGAAAGUGGGAGAAGGAUUGACAAGUGUCAUUCUGCUAUUUACUGGGAAUUUUUACUAUUAUAAUAAUAUUUUAUAUUUAUAGAGGA
Messenger RNA from Daucus carota subsp. sativus, 1537 nucleotides. RefSeq names its product mitochondrial uncoupling protein 5. The record is from RefSeq and is a predicted model, not a curated record. Gene Ontology annotation, molecular function: oxaloacetate transmembrane transporter activity; sulfate transmembrane transporter activity; succinate transmembrane transporter activity. Lineage: Eukaryota; Viridiplantae; Streptophyta; Magnoliopsida; Apiales; Apiaceae. Gene Ontology annotation, biological process: thiosulfate transport; malate transmembrane transport; succinate transmembrane transport. The coding region runs from base 387 to 1325 and encodes 312 amino acids. The transcript has a single exon.